GUCAGUGAAGGCCGGAAGCCGGUGUUCGGGGGAUGCUUCAACACCAUCGAUCCUCGCUACCUCGACAUGUUCGCUAGCGUCUCAGGCAACAGGGUUACAGUGUACAAGUGCGAGUCUGGCGGCGCAACCAUCGUCGUGCAACUAUUCCUUGAUGAAAAUAAGGAUGAGUCGUUUUACACAGUGGCAUGGAUGAGGGGGCAGCAGGGGCGGCCGCUGUUGGCAGCUAGUGGCAGCAGCGGGGUGAUUCGGAUCAUUGACUGCUGGCGAGAGACAGUUGUCCAUAGUUUCAUUGGGCACGGAGGUGCAGUGAACGAGGUGAGGGUGCAUCCGUCCCACCCUGCGCUGCUGCUCUCAGCCGGAAAGGACGAGUCGCUGCGGCUGUGGAACACGGACACGGGCGUGUGCGUGGCCAUCAUGGGCGGCACGGACGGGCACCGGAAUGAAGUGCUCAGCGCGGUACAGUAA
Molecule: messenger RNA, 465 nt
Organism: Closterium sp. NIES-65
Lineage: Eukaryota; Viridiplantae; Streptophyta; Zygnematophyceae; Desmidiales; Closteriaceae
Source: the annotation of a GenBank genome assembly